CGUGCGCGCGCUCUGACGUGCUGCUCUGCUCUGCGCGCCUCUCAGCGCUCUUACAUGCAGCUAUUGUAUUCGCCACGGGAUUUUAGCUAUUCGCUUCGCUUUACCUUCUCUUGUUUUCAGCGACGAAGGAAUGAAGAGUCCUCCCAAUAAACGAUAUUGACAUGAAGAAGGACGUAGAGGUGCUGAUAGCAGAGGAACGUGCUGAGAUCAUCUCAAAAUAUAAUAAGGGUAGAGAUGCAGGAGUUGAGAUCGAUCCUUGGGAGGAUGCAGACUACAGCAUAUACAGAGUCACAGAUCGCUUUGGAUUUCUUCAUGAAGAAGAAUUACCCACCCCCAGUGCACUUGAAGAGAAGCAAAAACAAGUGGAGAUUGAGAGGGUGCAGAAAUGGCUGAAGAUGCUGAAAAACUGGAGCAAGUAUAGAAACAGUGACCGGAUGAUGAAGAGGGUUUUUAAAGGAAUCCCCCUGCAGCUGAGAGGACAGGCCUGGGCUCUGCUGCUGGACGUUGAGAAAGUCAAGAGUGACAAUGCAGGAAAAUAUGAGAGAAUGAAAGAGCAAGCCCAGCUCUACUCUCCAGAAAUCAAACAGAUUGACCUCGAUAUCAACAGGACCUUUCGAAACCACAUCAUGUUUAUGGAUCGAUUUGGUGUAAAGCAACAGUCUUUGUUCCACGUGCUCUCGGCGUACUCUGUUUACAAUACGGAAGUGAGCUACUGCCAGGGCAUGAGUCAGAUUGCUGCCAUUCUGUUGAUGUUCAUGAAUGAAGAAGAUGCAUUCUGGGCUUUGUCGCAGCUCUUAACCAAUCAGAAACAUGGCAUGCAUGGAUUCUUUGUUCCUGGAUUUCCCAAACUUCAGCGUUUCCAAAACCACCAUGACCAGAUUCUCUCCAAGCUUUUACCCAAACUAAAGAAGCAUUUGGAUAAGGAGCAGAUGUCCAGCGGUAUUUACAGCACUAAAUGGUUCCUCCAAUGUUUUAUCGACAGGACCCCAUUCACUUUGACCUUACGUCUGUGGGAUAUCUUUAUCCUGGAAGGCGAGAAAGUUCUGACAGCCAUGGCUUACACUAUCCUUCAGCUCCACAAAAAACGCUUGCUCAAGAUGUCUCUGGAGGAGCUGAGAGAGUUCCUGCAGGAGAAGAUAGGAGAGUCCAUCUACCUCAAUGAUGACCUCGUCAUAGAGCAGCUUAAAGUGUCCAUGUCUGAACUUCGCAAAAUGAAGCUUGACGUCCCACCACCAGCAAAGCCGGAUGAGUUUCCGCGGAAGCCUCUGGGUCUGGAGCUGCCCGUAGUUUUGACUCUGGUGAAACGGCCCAAACCGAGCCCUUCAGAGGAGACACCUAACAAAACCCUUCUCAUCAAACAGCCACCAGCUUCUCUGCACAUCUCCCUCCAGCAGGAGUCCAUCAUGCUGGACGACAGCCCUCCACAGGACAAGAAGCCUUACAAAGAUGGAGGGACGGGCAGCAUGUCACCGCUCCCCUCACCAGACCCCGUUCUAGUGCACAGUCAGAUUCCCCUCACACCCGACGGGAUGAUAGGAGCCCCUGAAGAUGGCGGAGAGUGGCCUCCUCCAUACGAACCUCCUGUCCCAGAGACCCAAAAUCAACCUGAGCUGUACGAUUCUCCUCCACAUCCAAAUGUGGAUGAAGGAUCACCUAAUGCAAAGCCUUUAGAAACAUCUCAGAACAUUGAACAGGACACUUCAGAGACAGCAGAGGGCAGUGUGGAGGGUGGUUUAGCCUCAGACAACUUCCAGUCCAUUUCUAUGAAGCCUUGUGGUAUUUCCAGUUCUGAAAAUGGAGAUGUGGGAAAUCCUGAAAGUCAAAAUAUGGACAAGCUUUCAGAGAGACUGCACUCAACAUCCUGUGCUCAGUCACAGUUACCUGCCAAACGUAUCCCCACAGUCCAAUCAGACCCACUACUUCAGCUUCCUCCUGAGUCCCGCCAAAACCUUCCCAAGUCAGAGACAUUUUAAGCUGCAGACAAAGGGGCCGUUCACACAGAAUGCGUUUUCCUUACCAACGUGCUUCUGUAUUGUUUUUCAAUGUAAACACAUGAUGGACAGACGUGUUAGACCGUUACGCUUGCGCCUCAUGUCUUUUGAAGCAUUUUUUAGAUGCAGUGUCAAUUUGAAAGAUCUUCAACUUUCACACGCAGAGCAGCUUAUAAGUGUCAGGUCCAAAAGCAGUGGACCAAUCAGAAGAGAUUGGAGGCGGGGCAACUGCUGCGAGCUUCUGUUUAUGGUAGAAAGUUGGCAUGACAACUCCUUUUAUUUACAGUUAUAUCAUGACGGAUUAGGCUUCCAUUGUGGCUGUGCCUAGAAUAUCCUGAGUUAUAUGAUGAUCUGCAUGUGCUUACCAUAACAUAUUCAUUCAUUCACUCAUAGUCCCUUUAUUAAUCUGGGGUCGCCACAGCGGAAUGAACCACCAACGUAUCCAGCACAUGUUUUACGCAGCGGAUGCCCUUCCAGCCGCAACCCAUUUCUGGGAAACAUCCAUACACACUCACUCACACCCAUACACUACGGACAAUUUAGCCUUCCCAAUUCACCUGUACCGCAUGUCUUUGGUCUGUGGGGGAAACCGGAGCACCCGGAGGAAACCCACACGAACGCAGUGAGAACAUGCAAACUCCACAUAGAAAUGCCAACUGACCCAGCCAAGGCUCGAACCAGCGACCUUCUUGCUGUGAGGUGACAGCACUACCUAAUGCGCCACUGCGUCGCCCUUCCAUAACAUAUUGUUUUCCUAUUUCUAAUAGGUCUGUUAUUGUCGUUAUUACAUCACGUUCAUAAUAUCACGUCACGUGGACGUCACUCUGUUUUUUAAACCCAAUCCUGAGCGCCACAUCAAAUGGUUUUAAAAGCAAUAAUGCAUUCUGUGUGAACGGCCUCUAACUUCCGUGCAGUGUUCACAAGGGAAAGCAUUAUUGAUGAAGUAUUUUAAUAUUAGAUUUGAACUGCUCUGGCUGGAUUCAGUUUGGGACAAACAUCACAGCUGGAACACGUGACAAAGACUUCGUAACAAAAGUGAGCUGGCUCACUGCUUAAUACACAACUCCACAUAUAGCCAAUUGUUUUACGAGCAACUGCCUUUUGACUUUUCUCCCACACUCUCUGGUUUGGAUGUGGUUUGUGCAGAACCAUCACUUAAUAACACCACGACACCACUUAUGUCUUUACAGUUUCUUCUUUCUAAUAUAAUGACACAUUUUGAACCAUGCUCAGCAAUAUAACAGAUUAUUACUUCAGUGAUUCAAAAUCAGCUAUUAGUUAAAGGGAUAGUUUGCCAGAAAAAUGAAAACUUGCUGUAAAUUUGCCAUUCAAAUGGACUAUUAGUAGAAUAUUAAAGUCCAAUAUUUUUAUUUCAGUAUGUUAAUGUACUUCUAGCUGAAAUUAAAUAUUGAGUAGGGGGCGGGGCUUUCUGGUUAGGAAUGCAACAGAGAAGGAGCGCCACACCAGAUGCAGAAGCAAAUUGUCAGACUUUGAUUGAAGAUUAACUUGACAUGCACCGAUUAAUUGUUCACCUAAAGAAUAUCACUUAGUAUGUUUACAUGGACACCAAUAAUCUGAUUUAAUGCGAUCAAGACAAUACUCUUAUUAAGACUCUACCAUGUAAACAGUGAUUUUUGAUUAAUUUAAUCUGAUAAAGGUCAUAAUCGAACUAAACAGAAAUCGGAUUAAGACAUGUGGAGUUUGCAGAUUUUAGUGGCAUUAUUGAAGUGCAGUACAGACAUUUAAACAUCGCAAUCAAACUAUUACCAUCGUGUAGGACUUUUCACCAUGUUUAGCGACAGGAUAUUCCAUACACACUUGGCUGUUUGCACCUACCGAUUCUGUGAAGGACCACAGACACCUGCAUUGUGAAAUGCUGAGUUUUUUCUUUCCAUUUGGCCUGCGGUAUCAAACUCUGUUAAAAUACACUCUUCCACCAGUCCGUGCAUCCAAUACCUCAGUUUGUCAUGCGAGGUGGGGGUAUGAUUGAAAUGUUCUUGAAUGAAUGUGAAAUUGUGAAACUGCAGUAAAGUCCAAAAAUAAACAGUGAAAUGCCCAAAAUUACAUGAAACUUCGGAGGAAACAUGGAUAGCCAUGACAUUAAUCAAAUUAUUUGCUACAACAUGUAAAAUGGGAUCAUGGAACAAACGUUCAAAAAUUAACUUAAACACCUUAAUCAAAUUAUUGUCUUAAUCAGAUUAUGGCAAAUAAUUCCAUUACUGAUGUCCAUGUAAACGUGGUCAAUGUGUGCUAGCUAAAUGAACAAUGUCAAUUUAGAUUUCACACAGACUUUACAGUGAAAUUUGAGCCUUGGUGAUUUAUAAAUUGCAAGUCAAUGUCAAAUGGCACUUUAAGAGUCCAAAAUAUUAAUAAUAAUACAAUAAAACAUACAGGCAAAUCAAAACAUAUACAGGCUGUUUACAUUAAAGGUUGAGGAUGAGUGUGUUGUAUUGUUAUGGUGUUAGUGCUAAAAAAAAACGGUAAACAAUUAAUGUAUGCUCUCGCUGGAGUUUGUGCCCAUGCAUAGCCUACAUCACAGGUGUCAAACUCCUCCAAACUCUUCCUGGAAGGCCGCAGCUCUGCACAGUUUAGUUCCAACACUAAUUCAACACACCUGAUCAACCCGCAUGUAAAGCUGCAGUCACACUAGAGAUAGUCUGUAUUACGGCUCUGCGAAAAAGGGUGGGAUUAAAAUUAGACAUUUAAAAAAGCGAGCAAUUGGUGCAUAUUUUAAAUUUCUGUCAGGAGAGGUCAUGUUUUGAUGCUCGAUUGGUCUCACAGAGUCAAACAGUCUCACACAGUGAUGCGAUUUUGCAGGUCAGAGUUCACCAAGCUUAAACUUUGCAAGGCAGUGAAUUUUGAAACUUGUUGCAUGAGCUUGCGUUUCCUGUCUGACGCAUUCGCAUGCCUAUGAAUGAAAGUCUAUGGGGAGAAAAAUCCAGUGUGACCGCAACUUAAGUGUGUUGGAGCUGGGUUGUAACUAAACCAUGCUGGGCUGUGGCCCUCCAGGAAUUAAGUUUGACAGCCUUGGCCUACAUCUUUCCACAUCAGGGUUCUUGCACUCAGGACUAUUUGCUGAGGCUGUGGAUUUAUAGGAAGGGAAUAAUAUUGUACAUAGCAUUCAGCUUCUGAAACAGACUAGUUGUUUUCUCUCAUAAUACAUAAAUGUUUAUUCAGUAGCCGUGGUGUUUAUUUUAGUGUUGCCUUUAUGUUUUUUGGACUCUAAAAGUUCCAUUGAAUGUUAUGAAUCUCCAAUUUCAAUAAAAAAUGCAAAGAAAAUUUUACCUACAUUAUGGAUGACUAAUAAACAGAUGUUUUUCCGUUUUGGUUGAACUAUCCCUUUAAAAUGUUAUGGUUUGACAGAAUAUUGUAAUAUUUGUUAAUAUCACAUACCACCCCGUAGUAAAUAAUACAGUAGCUAACCCGUUCUGAUAUGAAGGUACAGAGUAAUAUUCCUAUAGUCUGUGGUAAUGUUCAUGGUCAAAUAGGCUCUGUUUGUGACGUGAUUUGUUUGUUGAAACCAGCUUGGUUACGAUGCCAAUUUCGCAGUGUCAACAAGGCAGUAUUUAUUAUUCUGAUAGAAUACACCUCUCAAUAGUUGAAUGGGAUAUGCAGCAGUUUAAAUGAUUUGGCACGGUCUUAUUAAGACAUCUGCAGUGUCUUCGUAACUUAGCUUCCUAUAUUGAAACGCUGAUGGCAAUAUUAAACAUGGCCUUUAAUAAGAAUGAACAAUAUUUUUGCGGUUGUUUCUAACUUUCUGUACAUUUGGUAUUUGUACUUGUUUUUCAAUUUGUCUGAGCAUUUUGUAUAUUUAGCUUUUUAGGGUACUGUAUUUUAGCGCUGUUAAGAUUUUGCAGUUGUAACAAAUUAUUUAAAUGUCAAAUUUGCUUUCUGAUCUAUAGCUUACGCCUACUUAUUUUGUAAACAGCUGCUUACAGAAUCUGUACUUCAGUGCUUCAGGUUUAUGGAUUCAUGCUUAUUGAAGUUGCAAAAUAUAUUGUCAGGUCAUGUUCCUCAACAUUAGAUGUAGAUCAUUAUAAAAAUCUACAAAUUAAUCUAAAACGGAAAAUAACUGAAACAAUGGAAAUAGGUAUUCCAAACUUAUGUUAAAUUCAUUCAUUUAAGCAUGUUCUCUAGGUAUUUUUAAGCAUUUGUAUUGCCUCUAAGAAUGCCUAUAAAUGAGUACUGUAUGGUAAUUAUGACAUUGUAAGACAUCGAUGGAUUUAAAUUGUAUUACAGACUCUAUCAGAUGCCUUUGAAAUUCAUAAUGUGUUUUGAGUUGUACAUUCCUUUUAAGGAGUUUUGAGAACUCCAACCAAAAGGCUUUGGUUUUAUUCAGUCUGUAUAUAGUAAAUAUAUGUACAUGUUUAA
Messenger RNA from Danio aesculapii, 6362 nucleotides. RefSeq names its product USP6 N-terminal-like protein. NCBI's taxonomy places the organism in Eukaryota, Metazoa, Chordata, Actinopteri, Cypriniformes, Danionidae. The transcript has 14 exons. The record is from RefSeq and is a predicted model, not a curated record. Bases 162 to 1973 code for a protein of 603 amino acids.